AUGGCCCAAAAGCGCAAAGCAUCCGACGAUGCCGGACGGCCCCAAAAGCGCGGGAGGGUAAAGCGUCCUGCAGCCCGAGGUGCUCGCACCGGCACAUCGCACGCUGCCCCAGCCCCAGCAGCGCCCACAGCACCCAUCGUCGCAGCCGCCCCGAAGCCCCAGCCAUGGGACUACCCGUUGCAACGCCUGCACGGCGACGGCGACAGCAUGAACAACAUUCUGGAAUCCAUGGCCGUCGACGACCUGCUCUCGAUGAUGCAGUUGAACCGCGCAUGGAGGGACUGGACCCGCCACUUUGUUUGCUCUGCGCAGGCGAGAUGGUGCUACCCUGAGGGCUUGAGGCCUGAUAUCUCGGGUGCGAAGACGCCUGCGGAGAGGGAGGGGAUUAUGAGGCGGGCUUUGGCGCGAUACAUGCAACGCCAGCGCACGGCCGCCGGCGAAGCAACCUGCGUCCGCAGAUACGACGCCGAUGCCUCGGCGUACCCGCGACACAACGCCGUGGAACCGAGUAUCCACGGCGAUCUCCUGGCCUGGCACUCCAAUUACACAGCCGCCCAGGGCCGCAACGUCUGCUGGCAGAACCUCGCCUUCGACACAGCCACCGGGAAACCCCAAAACACACAGGAUGUAACGUCCGUCCCCCUUGCCGCUGGACCCGAGGACGUGCCGCUCCUGCUGGCGGGCGCGACCGGCUACGUCGUGCACUGGGUUGCAUGCCGGGGUCGAACGAGGGGCGCGCCGAUUACGGGGCAUAGCGGAUCCGCCUACAACACCCGAACCGGCACCGUCGCCUGGCGCCAGUUCCACGGCCCCUGCAACCCCGUCCGCCCCGUCGCCAUCGGCCGCAGGAACGUCUACUACGCCGAGAACAGCAUCAACACGGCAACCCGGUGCCUGAUCGCGCGCGACAUCGCGACAGGCGUGCAGGCGUUCCGCGUCCCCUUCCCGCACGACCCGGCCUUCGUCACCCGCAACGACAUCGCGCUGCUCACGCGCAAAAACGGCGACGAGGUCUUUGUCACGUGGGGGCAGGGCCUGAUUCCGGGGGUGGGAUGGCAGAUGCAGGGGAUUCAGAUCCGGUCUGGUGCCACGGGUGCUGUGAUCCAGACGGUGGAGUUGAAGCCGGUGCUGGACAAUAAGCGGCUUGUUGUCUGCGACGAUCCAGACCGGCGUGGUGAAUUCGCGGUCGUUUCUGAGGCGAAGAAUUUCCGGCGCUGGGACUUCCGGAUUGAGAGGUUCAGGGAGGAUCCGAGAACGGGUCUGUUCGGGAGUGUGUCGUUGGAGGUUGUCAGGGUAGCGGCGAAUGGGACGGCGGCUGGCGGCGGGAUCCCCCUUCGCGCGGUUGGCCGUAUUGCGCUGGAUCCUUAUGCCUAUGUUGCUGCGAUCUUAGGGAACCCCGCUGAGCAGGGCUAUGCCGAUGGCGCGACGCCGCAUUUCAUGGCGGUUGAGGAGGAUCCGAACGGCGGACAGGCGGAUGAUUCUGUCCAGCCGGAUAGAUGGCUGCGUCUUGUUCCCGCUGCUGGCGAGGCUAUUCCUAUCGGCGUGCCUGUGACGGUUCCGCCAGUGCAGGGGCUUGGGCAGCGUGGCGAGUUCCGUGCGGGUUCGCUGCUGGAUGAUGCUCGAGGCUGUGAUUUGAGGUGGGUUGGGGAGGGUAGGUUGUUGGUUCGUGAUGUGCAAGGGCAGCACUAUGUCCUGUUUGAUUUCAAGGCGCGGGUUCCGAGUGCUAUUGGCGUGAAUCCGGAUCCGAAGACGUUGGAGGAGCGGUGA
Messenger RNA from Aspergillus mulundensis, 1767 nucleotides. RefSeq lists its product as uncharacterized. Lineage: Eukaryota; Fungi; Ascomycota; Eurotiomycetes; Eurotiales; Aspergillaceae. The transcript has 3 exons. The record is from RefSeq and is a predicted model, not a curated record. The coding region runs from base 1 to 1767 and encodes 588 amino acids.